Messenger RNA from Clupea harengus (Atlantic herring), 465 nucleotides. RefSeq names its product mitochondrial ribosomal protein L53 (gene mrpl53). The transcript is spliced from 4 exons. Lineage: Eukaryota; Metazoa; Chordata; Actinopteri; Clupeiformes; Clupeidae. The coding region runs from base 25 to 378 and encodes 117 amino acids. Gene Ontology annotation, cellular component: mitochondrial large ribosomal subunit. The record is from RefSeq and is a predicted model, not a curated record.
AUCUGUAUACGUGAUUACGUAGACAUGAGUUCAAAAGGUUGUUGGAGUAUCAAUAUGGCGGCCUCCAAGGGAAGAGUGAUUCUGAAGGCUGUGAAGGAAAUAGCGGUACAGUUUUGUCCAUUUGAAUCAAAUACCCGGUCUACAAGAGAGUUUCUGGUGUUGGUUGGCUCGGAGAAGGCUCGAGGGACCAACUUGAACUGUGAGGUGAAGACGCAAGUGAAACACGACUCAUCCGAACCCGUAAUUAACAUCGCAUUUUCGGACGGAGAACGAUUGGUGAUGAAGGGAGCUCAGCUGACCAGCCGAGAGAUGCUGUCAGCUUUCCAGUCUCGCUGUAUUGCCAAGGAUCCGCAAGCUAAGAUGGCGGCCAAGAAAUAGCAGUUUGUUAGUGCUGUAUUCAUGGGUUUUGUAUAUAUUUGUGUUGUUGUUUUUUCCGUAAUAAAUUGCUUUUCAUUUGCUCUGAAA